AUGGCUCCAAGUAAGAGAACUCAAGUUGAAGAAACUAAACCUGUUGCUAAGAAACAAAACACAACAUUUAGUAAGAAAGAUAUUCAAUCUUUUUUCACAAAACAAAUCUGGGAUACUAAAUUUCAAGAUGAUUUGAAAGAUCAAAUUGCUAAUUCAGAACCGUAUAAAUGGGGUUCAAUCACUGAUUUAAUUGAUGAUACAUUAUUAAGAAAUGUUAGAAAAGAAGUCUUAUCAGAAAUUGCAUUCACUAAAAAAGAAACAGAUAUUUAUAAAGUUUUCCAACUGGGUGAUUUAGCUAAUUUAUCAGGAUUAAAUUGGGAUGAUUUACUGAGAUUACCAAGUUUAUAUAAAUUACGUGCUGCUAUUUAUUCUCAAGAAUUUAGAGAUGUGAUUAGUAAAGUUACCGGAUGUGGAAAAUUAAGUGGAGUUAAAACUGAUAUGAGUAUUAAUACUUAUAGAAAAGGAUGUCAUUUAUUAACUCAUGAUGAUGUUAUUGGAAGUAGAAGAGUUAGUUUUAUUUUAUAUUUACCUGAUCCUGAUAAGACUUGGAAACCUGAAUUUGGAGGUUCAUUAAGAUUAUUCCCAUCUAUUGUACCAAAUGUUCCAAAAACUGAUUUCAGUGCUAAAUUUACUCCACAAUUUAAUCAAAUUGCAUUUUUCACCGUUCAACCAGGUUUAUCUUUCCAUGAUGUUGAAGAAGUUAGAUUUGAUAAACAUAGAUUAUCAGUACAAGGAUGGUUCCACAUUCCACAACCUGGUGAAGAUGGUUUCAUUCCAGGUGAACAAGAAGCUACUGAAGCCAGAUCUACUUUACAACAAUUACAAAGUAAAGAAUUGCAAGAAUUUGAUUUCCCUAAACCAAUUAGAAAUGAUUUAGAUCUUGAACAAGUUAAAUUGAUUGAAUCAACUACUGAAUUGAAUGAAUCAGAGUGGAAAUACCUUAGUGAAUUCAUUAAUCCAGCUUAUUUGACUCCAGAAACAUUGAAAAGUUUAAAUGAUAGAUUUUUAGAAGAAUCAAUUGUUGAAAUUAAUGAAAUUUUAAAACCUGAAUAUGCUGAAUCUUUGAGAACUGCCAUGAGAGAUUUAGAAAUUAACACUGCAACCCCACAAUUAUCUAGUGAAGUUUCACAUCCUUGGAAAGUUGCCGUUCCACCACAUAAACAAAGAUAUUUAUAUAUUGAUGGUAAAGCACCAAUUGAAUUAACCGAAGAAGGUAUUAAUUUUGCUAAUAAAAUAGGACCUCAAGAAUUUCCAAAUUAUGAACUUUUACAAAAAGCAUCAUUAUCUAGUGAGGUCGAUGUUAAAUUGGUAACAUUAGCUUCAUUCUUGAAAUCCGUUGCUUUUAAGAAAUGGAUUAAAUUGAUCACUUCAUUGAUUGUUACAUCCGACCAAGUUUUAGUCCGUAGAUUUAGACCAGGUCAUGAUUUCAUUUUAGCCACCACAACAGAUAAGAAUCUUGCUCGUAAUGACGAAGAAGAAAAUGUUUUACUUGAAGCUACUUUAAAUUUAACACCAACAGCAACUGUUGCAAAGAAUUGGGAAUCUGGUGAAUUUGGUGGAUAUGAAUUAUGUAUGGCUGAUAAAGAAGAAGAUGAAGAUGAUGAUCCAGCUGUUUAUAAAGCAAGUGAUCCAAACGAUGACACUGUUUUGUUCACUAAUCAAUGUAAAUGGAAUUCAUUGACAUUGAUGGUUAGAGAUCCAAAUGUUUUGAAAUUUGUCAAAUAUGUUAGUAUUAAUGCCAAAGGAUCAAGAUGGGAUAUUAGUUGUCAAUGGAAUGUUAAAAGUGAUGACCAAGAUGAUGACCAAGAUGAUGACGAAGAGGAGUAA
This is a messenger RNA of Candida tropicalis MYA-3404, 1827 nucleotides long. It is a transcript of the gene OFD1, whose product is annotated as oxidative DNA demethylase. Gene Ontology annotation, biological process: regulation of translational termination; peptidyl-proline hydroxylation. Gene Ontology annotation, cellular component: cytoplasm. Gene Ontology annotation, molecular function: peptidyl-proline dioxygenase activity; L-ascorbic acid binding; iron ion binding. The record is from RefSeq and is a predicted model, not a curated record. Bases 1 to 1827 code for a protein of 608 amino acids. The transcript has a single exon. NCBI's taxonomy places the organism in Eukaryota, Fungi, Ascomycota, Pichiomycetes, Serinales, Debaryomycetaceae.